Molecule: messenger RNA, 1455 nt
Organism: Fusarium venenatum
Lineage: Eukaryota; Fungi; Ascomycota; Sordariomycetes; Hypocreales; Nectriaceae
Source: RefSeq, a predicted model, not a curated record
AUGCCUCGCUCACUGCUUGUGUUACUGCUAAGCUUUGCUUGUCUGUUAAUUGAACCGGUGGUAGGCUUGGCCGCAUGGUGGACUCUGUCGCCUGAUGGUUUUACUACACCACACUUUGCAUACCAAGAUCCCAAAUCUGGGGAUAUCCUACAUAGCUCUUGCAACAGCAAUACGUCGGCAGCAUUUUCACCAGAUAAAGCGAACAUAUUUCCCAUUAAAGAGAACAUAGCCUUCAAGAGUCAGCCAAAGUUUUCGACGCCGCUCGCAGUCACAGGAUGGUGGGACAACGACCUUAAUACGCCAAUAGCCUCUGUUUUCUACCAGGGAAUUGACAACUCAAUCAUGAAUGCAUUAUUUAAAUGCGAUAACAAGACUGGCAACUAUACGUUCGACGCACAAAGUGAUAACGUCGUGUCUGAAUUAGCUGGCACACCUUCAGUAUACAAAGAGACUGAGCUUGCGAUUGUCAAGGUAGGAGGGUCAGGCUUUCGACUUCAUUACCAUGACGAGGGCCGAUUGGUAAAUCUCUUGUCGUCCAAAAAUGGGACAGAUUGGCAAUACAGUGGUCCAGUAUCGCGAUACCGGUCAAGGGGCACAGCUAUGGCUGCUGUCUACACAGGAAGCACCAAUUCUUCUAUAGUCUGGGCUCAUACUGAAGUAAAUCUUAAUGUGGCCCGCUUCAACAAUGAUAGCAAAGACAAAUGGAGUAUAAAGCAGUUCCCGGAAGCCUUUCAUGAGUCGACGGUUACAAACAAUAGUGACCCGAAAACGGAUUUCUUUAUAGGGAAAACAGGACCGCCAUUACUGUAUUUAACCGGAAACUUCGCCAACCUUAGUCUCACAGCCAACUCAAACAAUGAAUUGUCCUUGUUCUAUAUUGGUGAAGAUACCUCGUUACACGAGUAUCUGGGAGCUGACGACGGUUGGAAGAAGCAAACCCAUCCAGGAGCAAGAAUAUGGCCUGAAGCCGAUCAUGAGUUUGGGCGACUAGCUACCGCCUCUCCUCCAGAUUCUGAUGAGAUGUGGGUAUACUAUACAGGUAAAUCCGACGUUGUAGAGUUACACAAAGACAAGAGGGGAAUAUGGAGCAAUGCCAAGAUGCCAUCGUUAACGACCGCAACCAACGUCAAAUACACUCCGCCAGACACGGACAGAAGCCCUAGGGAAAAAGAGACCGAAACUGCUACUGACGAGAAGUCAGCUAAGCCCUCUUCAGGCCCAGGCCUGGCAACUGGAGUCCAAGUCGGUAUUGGUGUCGGAGUGGGCAUUGGAGUGAUAGCCCUUGUUGUUGCUAUGUGGUUCUUCCUCAAGAAUAGGCGCCGAACCACAGUUCCUGCCGAGGGGCAUCAGCCACCUGAAUUGCAGGACACUGGGAAGUCCGAGCUAUCAGACACGGCCAAGUUUGAGUUACCGGAUACUGCCAAGCAUGAGUUAUCCGAUACAUCAAGAUUCUAG